Messenger RNA from Glossina fuscipes, 692 nucleotides. RefSeq names its product 40S ribosomal protein S15Aa. Gene Ontology annotation, biological process: translation. Gene Ontology annotation, molecular function: structural constituent of ribosome. Gene Ontology annotation, cellular component: cytosolic small ribosomal subunit; ribosome. The record is from RefSeq and is a predicted model, not a curated record. NCBI's taxonomy places the organism in Eukaryota, Metazoa, Arthropoda, Insecta, Diptera, Glossinidae. The transcript has 2 exons. The coding region runs from base 103 to 495 and encodes 130 amino acids.
GACAACUUAAAGACAGGCUUCCUAUUUCCCAAUGCUUGUCUGUUCUUGCAAACUUACUUGAAAUCUACGUAAAGCUAAAUCCUAGGUAAUCGUUAUAAAACCAUGGUGCGUAUGAAUGUGUUGGCCGAUGCUUUGAAAUGCAUUAACAAUGCCGAAAAGCGUGGUAAACGGCAAGUUUUGCUGCGACCUUGCUCGAAAGUAAUCAUAAAAUUCCUUAGUGUGAUGAUGAAACAUGGAUAUAUAGGCGAGUUUGAGAUCGUUGACGACCAUCGUUCCGGCAAAAUUGUAGUGAAUCUUACUGGUCGCCUAAAUAAAUGCGGAGUCAUCUCUCCACGUUUUGAUGUACCGAUUAAUGACAUUGAGAAAUGGACAAAUAAUUUAUUACCUUCACGUCAAUUUGGUUACGUUGUAUUAACGACAUCAGGCGGUAUAAUGGAUCAUGAAGAAGCCAGACGAAAACAUUUAGGAGGCAAAAUACUUGGUUUCUUUUUUUAAACGGUAGCACACAUGUGAAAUUGUACUUUUAAUUUUAAUAUCUAACAUGUGUGUUAUCAUUUAAAAAAAGAAUUUGCAAUGCUAUUGUUUUCCUAUUUUUCUUAAUUUAACAAAACAAAAAUGGAUACUUUAUAAAAGUGAUUUAUUGCUUAAUUUUCAAGUCGCCAGAAAAGAAUAAAAAUGAUGCAAUAAAUUCA